CUGCGGACCACGCCGGAGGCUGCUCGCUUGCGCGACUUACUUGUUUCGCACGGGGCCUGCGACGCCGAGAUCUGCACCGAGGUGAAGGCAACUGCGAGAGCGGCACCCCGCAUGGCAGACCUGAUGGAGAGUCUAUCUCUCUCGGAUCAGGAGAUCGUGGAGAAAUGGCGCCUGAGCAAAGAAGAGGCGGCUAGGCGGGGCACCUGCGCGCACUGCGCGGUCGAAGCCCACCUCAACCGCGUUCUGGUGCCCCACGGCGCCGCGGAGUUCCAGUUGUUCUCGAAAUUUCUGGGCGCGCUGAGAGGUCUGGCGGCUUCGAAGUUCACGAACCCAUGGGAGAAUGCGAAGUUUUUAUUAGGCCGGUGGAUGUUGGAACGUCACUACGGCGCCCGCGCGGCCGCGAUGUUUGCGGUCUGCCUGCAUCCGGACAACGGCGACCAGCCUUUCUUGGACGACGUGCCGGUGAUCCCAGAGAUCGAGGAGCUCAUGGCCAUUCAGCGCUCGAGGCCCCGGGAGUCGCGGGCAACGGCGUCGGAAGACGCCAGCGAGAUAGACCCUGCGGGCGGCUG
Molecule: messenger RNA, 569 nt
Organism: Prorocentrum cordatum
Lineage: Eukaryota; Dinophyceae; Prorocentrales; Prorocentraceae
Source: the annotation of a GenBank genome assembly